Messenger RNA from Mytilus californianus (California mussel), 1764 nucleotides. RefSeq lists its product as uncharacterized. The transcript has a single exon. The coding region runs from base 1 to 1764 and encodes 587 amino acids. The record is from RefSeq and is a predicted model, not a curated record. NCBI's taxonomy places the organism in Eukaryota, Metazoa, Mollusca, Bivalvia, Mytilida, Mytilidae.
AUGUAUGUUAUUAUUCAUAGCUUAAAAACCACCACAGAACCAAUAUAUAUAUUGCAUAAUGGAGGAGCAGGUGUAAGGAAGAGUUAUGUGAGGAAUAGAUUGCAUAGUGGAGGAGCAGGUGUAGGGAAGAGUUAUGUGAGGAAUACAUUGCAUAGUGGAGGAGCAGGUGUAGGGAAGAGUUAUGUGAGGAAUACAUUGCAUAGUGGAGGAGCAGGUGUAGGGAAGAGUUAUGUGAGGAAUAGAUUGCAUAAUGGAGGAGCAGGUGUAGGGAAGAGUUAUGUGAGGAAUAGAUUGCAUAGUGGAGGAGCAGGUGUAGGGAAGAGUUAUGUGAGGAAUACAUUGCAUAGUGGAGGAGCAGGUGUAGGGAAGAGUUAUGUGAGGAAUAGAUUGCAUAAUGGAGGAGCAGGUGUAGGGAAGAGUUAUGUGAGGAAUAGAUUGCAUAGUGGAGGAGCCGGUGUAGGGAAGAGUUAUGUGAGGAAUAGAUUGCAUAGUGGAGGAGCAGGUGUAGGGAAGAGUUAUGUGAGGAAUACAUUGCAUAGUAGAGGAGCAGGUGUAGGGAAGAGUUAUGUGAGGAAUAGAUUGCAUAAUGGAGGAGCAGGUGUAGGGAAGCGUUAUGUGAGGAAUAGAUUGCAUAAUGGAGGAGCAGGUGUAGGGAAGCGUUAUGUGAGGAAUAGAUUGCAUAAUGGAGGAGCAGGUGUAGGGAAGCGUUAUGUGAGGAAUAGAUUGCAUAAUGGAGGAGCAGGUGUAGGGAAGAGUUAUGUGAGGAAUAGAUUGCAUAAUGGAGGAGCAGGGGUAGGGAAGAGUUUUGUGAGGAAUAGAUUGCAUAAUGGAGGAGCAGGUGUAGGGAAGCGUUAUGUGAGGAAUAGAUUGCAUAAUGGAGGAGCAGGUGUAGGGAAGAGUUAUGUGAGGAAUAGAUUGCAUAGUAGAGGAGCAGGUGUAGGGAAGAGUUAUGUGAGGAAUAGAUUGCAUAGUAGAGGAGCAGGUGUAGGGAGGAGUAAUGUGAGGAAUAGAUUGCAUAAUAGAGGAGCAGGUGUAGGGAAGCGUUAUGUGAGGAAUAGAUUGCAUAGUAGAGGAGCAGGUGUAGGGAAGAGUUAUGUGAGGAAUAGAUUGCAUAGUGGAGGAGCCGGUGUAGGGAAGAGUUAUGUGAGGAAUAGAUUGCAUAGUGGAGGAGCCGGUGUAGGGAAGAGUUAUGUGAGGAAUAGAUUGCAUAAUGGAGGAGCAGGUGUAGGGAAGAGUUAUGUGAGGAAUAGAUUGCAUAGUAGAGGAGCCGGUGUAGGGAAGAGUUAUGUGGGGACUAGAUUGCAUAGUGGAGGAGCAGGUGUAGGGAAGAGUUAUGUGAGGAAUAGAUUGCAUAAUGGAGGAGCAGGUGUAGGGAAGAGUUAUGUGAGGACUAGAUUGCAUAGUGGAGGAGCAGGUGUAGGGAAGAGUUAUGUGAGGACUAGAUUGCAUAAUGGAGGAGCAGGCGUAGGGAAAAUUUAUGUGAGGAAUAGAUUGCAUAGUGGAGGAGCAGGUGAAGGGAAGAGUUAUGCGAGGAAUAGAUUGCAUAGUGGAGGAGCAGGUGUAGGGAAGAGUUAUGUGAGGAAUAGAUUGCAUAAUGGAGGAUCAGGUGUAGGGAAGAGUUAUGUGAGGAAUAGAUUGCAUAGUGGAGGAGCAGGUGUAGGGAAGAGUUAUGUGAGGAAUAGAUUGCAUAGUGGAGGAGCAGGUGUAGGGAAGAACAUCUUUUCACCAUUAAUGACAAAGAAGAUGAUUACAGUGUUUAUGUAA